Lithohypha guttulata is the source of this 987-nucleotide messenger RNA. RefSeq lists its product as uncharacterized. The transcript has 2 exons. NCBI's taxonomy places the organism in Eukaryota, Fungi, Ascomycota, Eurotiomycetes, Chaetothyriales, Trichomeriaceae. The record is from RefSeq and is a predicted model, not a curated record. The coding region runs from base 1 to 987 and encodes 328 amino acids.
AUGAGUUCAACUGAGACCGUGCGAACACCGACUUCUCAAGGCAAGCGCAGGACCAGUGAGCUCGGUUCUGCAGCUUCAGGUCGAUCCAGUGUUGCAAUUUCACUUCGUCAAGGCAACUCUCCUGGUGCCAAAGGCACCAGCUCUCUCAGCGACCAGCCAUUCGACUCACAAUUCAACCACGUCAUGUUUGAGGAGAACAAUCGUGGCGAACUUGCGAAAUCUAUCUUUGCGCUACCUUCGUUUCGUACCGACAUAGGCUCUGUGGUUCAGCAGCAAGUGAGCAAGGAACUUCGUGACCACCUGGAACUAGUACGAGAAGCUCUGUCGCUGAUAUCGAAAGAAAUGACAGCUAUCAAGACUGGCUUGGAAUUGCCACAGACGCUGCAGGAUGAACAAAAAGCCCAGGGCGCUUCGCUCUUGACUCGUACCACCAUUUCAGAAAAGCAGACGAAGGAGGCCAAAGAUGUUGCUGAGGAGACCACGAAACUUCUCGAGCAGUACCUACCAGCAUAUGUCUUUGGUAAUGCUCCUAACCUACCCAAGCACACCGAUGAGGAGAAGAAAAACCGCCUACCAACAAUCAUCCAGCAGCAAGUCAGCCGAGCCAUUGCCAAUGCUGAGGUCAACACCUAUCUCUCCUAUAUCCGCAAGGUCGAAAACAAGGCCACUUUCCUGAAGCAGUACUCUAGCAUUCGCAAACCGAAUGAAACCGAUUCAACUCAUAGCGCAAACCUGACGAAGCAAUAUGGUCUUGAUCAAUGGAGCAAGGGCCAGCAACUCACACAUGAUCUGAAGGAAUGGAAGGACCCCAGAACUAAUGAGGUACACACCAUCCACAAGCAAGGUGCCCCCAAAUUCGAACGUCUUAACAGUAUCAAGAAAGAGCAGGAAAAUAAGAUCAAAGCCUUGGAGGAGGAACUCAGCGCUCUGAAGGAAAAGGCCAAUGCAUCCCGAAUAGCUAUGGAGGAGGAUGACCACACUGACUAG